This is a messenger RNA of Opisthocomus hoazin, 1301 nucleotides long. NCBI's taxonomy places the organism in Eukaryota, Metazoa, Chordata, Aves, Opisthocomiformes, Opisthocomidae. The record is from RefSeq and is a predicted model, not a curated record.
CGAGUAUGAGGAGCUGAGCACAGUUCCUUCCCUCCCCUCUGACGGGAUUCCUUGUAAAUGAAGCUCACUCGCUCCCUGUGGACCAGACCUCACGGAUGACUGAGAGGCAAAGAAAAGAGAACCCAGAAAAGCACUUUCACCACGGACUCCACCUCAGGAGCACCAGGAACUCAUCUUCUAAGUAAAAUCUUCGCCCCUUCCGUGUAGAUCCGAUGUCUGCUGCAAUGGAUACGGAAUCAACAUAUUCGGGGUACUCCCACUACUCAGGUCACUCCAAAAAAGCCCACAGACAAGGGAGUCGGGACAGGCACAAAUCGCCGCGCAGCAAAGAUGGCAGUCGGUCUGAGAAGUCGGUCACCAUCCAGACGCCUCCUGCAGAGCCGCUGCUUGGGAACGAUGCCUCUCGGGCAGAGGAGGGCCAGGACGACAACUGGGGUGAGACCACAACAGCAAUCACAGGCACCUCUGAGCACAGCAUUUCCCAGGAGGACAUUGCCCGGAUCAGUAAGGAUCUGGAGGACAGCGUUGGGUUGGACUGCAAACGUUACCUGGGCUUAACAGUGGCAGCUGUUCUUGGACUCCUUGUCUUCCUUACCCCCAUCGCCUUCAUUCUGCUACCCCAGAUCCUGUGGCGGGAUGAUCUGGAGCCUUGUGGUACUGUCUGUGAGGGACUGUUCAUCUCUGUGGCGUUUAAACUCCUCAUUCUUCUGAUUGGGACCUGGGCUCUGUUUUUCCGCCAGCCCAAGGCAGAUGUACCGAGGGUGUUUGUGUUUCGGGCCCUUCUGUUGGUCCUCAUAUUCCUGUUUGUGUUUUCCUACUGGCUCUUUUAUGGCGUUCGCAUCUUGGACUCGAAGGACACGAACUACCAAGGAAUAGUGCAGUACGCGGUGUCUCUGGUGGAUGCCCUGCUCUUCAUUCACUACCUGGCCAUCGUGCUGCUGGAGCUGCGGCAGCUGCAGCCCAUGUUCACUGUCAAGGUAGUUCGGUCAACGGAUGGAGAGUCGCGGUACUACAGCUUGGGGCACCUGAGCAUCCAGCGAGCUGCACUGGUGGUUCUGGAAAAUUACUACAAAGAUUUCACAGUCUACAACCCAGCCUUGUUAACAGCCUCCAAAUCCCGUGCAGCCAAGCACAUGGCUGGCCUGAAAGUCUACAACGUUGAUGGCCCAGGUAACAAUGCUUCGGGGCAGUCCCGCGCCAUGAUUGCAGCCGCGGCCCGUCGCAGGGACUCCAGUCACAACGAGCUCUACUACGAAGAGGCUGACCACGAGCGCCGGGUGAAAAAACGCCGUGCGAGGUAA